Apus apus (common swift) is the source of this 1844-nucleotide messenger RNA. RefSeq names its product RAB37, member RAS oncogene family (gene RAB37). Gene Ontology annotation, cellular component: trans-Golgi network transport vesicle; dendritic spine; plasma membrane. Gene Ontology annotation, biological process: Golgi vesicle fusion to target membrane; protein secretion; protein localization to plasma membrane. The transcript is spliced from 9 exons. The record is from RefSeq and is a predicted model, not a curated record. Lineage: Eukaryota; Metazoa; Chordata; Aves; Apodiformes; Apodidae. Gene Ontology annotation, molecular function: GTP binding; GTPase activity. The coding region runs from base 25 to 720 and encodes 231 amino acids.
UCGGCGGCUCCUCUCGGACGCACCAUGAGCGGCCCCGGCGGGGAGGCGGGGAGCGGGACCCCCCCGGCGGGGAGCGAGGACACCCCGGUGGGCAGCGGCGACCCCCCGGCACUGCCCGGGAACUACGAGCUGGCCGGCAAGGUGAUGUUACUUGGAGACUCAGGCGUGGGGAAAACCUGCUUCCUGCUCCAGUUCAAAGAUGGAGCCUUUCUCUCCGGGACUUUCAUAGCCACCGUGGGCAUAGAUUUCCGGAACAAAGUGGUGGCCGUGGAUGGCGUGAAGGUGAAGCUGCAGAUCUGGGACACGGCAGGACAGGAGCGUUUCCGCAGCGUCACCCACGCCUACUACAGGGAUGCCCAAGCCCUGCUGCUGCUCUACGAUAUCACCAGCAAGAUGUCCUUCGACAACAUCCGUGCCUGGCUGACCGAGAUCCACGAGUAUGCCCAGAAGGACGUGGUCAUCAUGCUGCUGGGCAAUAAGGCCGACGUGAGCAGUGAACGGGCUGUGAGGACAGAGGAUGGAGCAUCGCUGGCCAGGGAGUACGGGGUGCCUUUCAUGGAGACCAGUGCCAAGACGGGCAUGAACGUGGAGUUGGCCUUCCUGGCCAUUGCCAAGGAGCUGAAGCAGCGCGCGCUGCAGCCGCCGGACGAGCCCCGCUUCCAGAUCCACGACUACAUCGAGUCACAGAAGAAGAAAUCUGCCUGUUGUGCCUUCGCCUGAGAGCGGCCAGGAGGAGCCGGCAGCCCUGAGGGUGCGGGCAGGGUGGGGGCCCAAUACUGUCGUUGAACACCCAAGGGAAUAAGGACUCUGAAAAGCCAUGAGUGGACAGGACAAUACAGCAGAGCGGGGCGUGCACGAGGAGAGACAUGGCCCCAGCACCAGCAUCCAGGGGCUGGAUCCUGCUGCCCUGAGGGGUAAUGCCUGGAGCUCACCGUCUGCCACCGGAGGAAUAACAGCAGUGGGAUGCCUGCCAGCCUGGCCAGUGAGCCCCACUGAUACCUCCACACCCGAGCAGGGUGCAGGAUACAGCUCUGUGCCUAGCUGAGGGACCCUUGGAACAGCUGGAGGGACUGUGUUGUGUGACAUGGCUGAGCCCCUGCACAGCCCCUGGCCCUGUCCUUCCCUGCUCUCAGCACUGCUCUUGUCUAGCUGGAAGUGCCUGAUCCAGCCCCUUGUAUCCCUGGAGAUGCCCUCCAGCCACAGCUCUGCCCCUCUGGAACUGCCCCACGCUUGGCUGUGGCAUCUUGCUGCUGUGAUUGCUGCUGUUGGCUUUUAUGCUCCUGCCAUCAUGAGGGCAGCAAUGUUCCUGUUGUGUCCUGGUUUGGGCUUGGGAAGUGUCUGGCCAAGCCUGCUCCCUGCCCCGGGUGUGAGAAACACAGCUCCCCUGGGAGUGCCUGGGCCACAAUUGGGGCAUUUGUACACACAGCAAUGUGGAAAAACCUUUGUUUCCCCUCUUUUGUAGCCAAAGGAAUUAGAGACUUUUUUGUUGUUGUUAAAUGAGAAAAGCCUUUUUCUUUUCAGUCCCUCCAGACAAAACCAUCUCCGGCCUCCCGCAAGCUGGAGCUGCUGGAGAGGAGAUGGCCGUGGUGGCCUGGAGCAGCAGCUGGAUGCCAAGGCAGGCUGGGUUUCUCUCCCAUCACUGCACAUGUAAUGCCACUGUUCCUUCGUGCUGCUGGCAAAAAAAAGCAGCUGAAACCCACUCUCUGGAGAGCAGAUGCCUGAGAUGCUUCAGCCAGCAAAUGCUGCUACAUUGGCCACUGGCAGGUCCCAUGAUCCUGCAUAUCCCUGUGCUCUGCCUGCUGCUGGGUCUCUCUUUGCAAGUUUACAGAAUAAAGCUGGGUAUU